Molecule: messenger RNA, 2055 nt
Organism: Salvelinus namaycush (lake trout)
Lineage: Eukaryota; Metazoa; Chordata; Actinopteri; Salmoniformes; Salmonidae
Product: WD repeat, SAM and U-box domain-containing protein 1-like
Exons: 11
Coding region: 15-1607 (530 amino acids)
Biological process (GO): protein ubiquitination
Molecular function (GO): ubiquitin-protein transferase activity; protein binding
Source: RefSeq, a predicted model, not a curated record
UCUACGGUGACAAAAUGGUGUCAUUAAUCUGCACGCUCCAGGACCAUCGAGAUGAAGUAUAUUGGUGCGCGUUCUCCCCCACACUACUGGCGACUUGCUCCGGGGAUAAGACCAUACGCAUCUAUAAUACCAAUGACUUCUCGGAGUUGCCGUUUUCGCCUCUGUCAGGCCAUCGCUAUGGAGUUCACUGCUGCAGUUUCAGUGUAUGUGGCACCUACCUGUUCACCUGUUCCACAGACGCUUUAACUAUCAUUUGGAGUAUGGCAACAGGUGAGGUAACGACAAAAUUUGAACAUCCUGGAGGAAGCCCAGUCAGGGUGUGCUCACUGUCUCCCGACUCCUCUCUCCUGCUGUCAGGGGCAUCAGAUGGAACCUUGGCCCUUUGGGAUUUACAUACUAAGAAAUUACGCAAAUCUAAGGCCGUGACAGAGGCCACGGUGAUGGCGUGCUGCUUCGCUCCGUGUGGUCAGAUGUUUGUGACCGGAUGUACAUCUGGAGAUAUCAAAGUGUGGGAUCUGGACACGAAGCAGCUCUAUGCAGAGAGGGAUGCCCAUGAUAUGGGGGUGACCUGCUGCCAUUUUGCACCCCAGUUUGACAUUGAUUUCAGUUCGGUGGAGUUUCGAUUGGCCUCCUGUGGACAGGACAGUCAACUGAAGGUAUGGAUCGUAUCUCAGCAUGGUGCAGCAGCCUGUGAGAUGAAGCUGCUCCACACUCUGACUGGCCAGUCGGCCCCUGUGCUCUCCUGUGCCUUCUCUUCUGAUGGUGAGCUGCUUGUCUCAGGCUCAGUGGAUAAAACAGUGACCGUGUACAAUGCGAGCGAUGGAGUCCUUCUUCACACUUUGAAACGGCAUGAGAGCUUUGUGACAGCCUGUGCCUUCUCUCCAACCCUGCCCUGGAUGGCUACAGGCUCCAUGGACAAGAAGGUCAACGUGUGGAGGAUAGCAGAUAGAGAUAGCGGGCAGGCUCAAUCCAGGAACCCCUCAUGCCAAGGUAAGAACACACAGGAAAAUGUCUUAUCAUUCGUUCCAGUGCAUGAUGGGACGUAUUGCAGGAGAUGGGCGGGGGUGAAGGACUCGAGGAGGGGGCAUGUGGAAAGGCCCUUCCUCCCUUCCUGUGUUUGUGUGUGUCCCACAGGGGCAGGAAGGAAGCUGUCAGGUCACUCCAGGCUGCUGGUGAGCGACUGGUCCGAGGAGGAUGUGUUGGCCUGGCUGAGUGAGGAGGGUCUGGAGGAGCUGGUCACCACCUUCACAACCAACAACAUAGACGGCCCUGAGCUGCUCUGUCUGACCAAGGAGACCCUGGCCUCAGAGCUGAGCGUUGAGUCGGUGGGUCUCCGUGGUAAAGUCCUGAGGAAGGUGGAAGCUCUGAAGGCAGAGUUGACCGGACUAGACGCCCCAGAUGAGUUCCUCUGUCCAAUCACCAGAGAGGUGAUGAAGGACCCUGUCAUUGCUGCAGAUGGAUAUUCCUAUGAGAGAGAGGCCAUUGAGAGUUGGAUCAGCGCUAAGAACCGCUCCAGUCCCAUGACCAACUUACCUUUACCAACCACUCUGGUCAUGCCCAACAGAAGCCUGAAGACCGCUAUUGGCCGUUGGACUGCCACUCAGUGAUGGAUUGGUGUACGAGUAAUCAGUAAUGCCUUACUCUGAAGCAGACUGUAAAAUUAGGUCACCCAAUUGUUUCCUAUGAGAAUACUCAGUGGCACAUUUGAUGAUCAGGAAGUGUCAUUUCAGCAUGUCGCCAUCUUGCUACAUGGAGUUCUUGGAAACAUUGCAUGCGCAGUUUGAGCUACUCUAGGAAGUGACGGUGCAGGCUAGCUCAGUGCUGCACCCUCUCAUGGAGAACCUCAAGUUGAAGGCUAACCAGGUACUACAGGCUACCAUUAGCAACUAAAUGAUCCUUAGAACUUUGUCUGUGUGUGAUUUUAAAGGAAUUGUUUCAAAGACAUACAUCCAGUGAAAUAGAAAUCAUGUACCAUGAUUGUGUUUGUGAUUACUGACAAUCAGUUCACUGCACAGUCUGCACAGUCUAUUACAUACUUUUGAUUAAACAUUCAUG